Molecule: messenger RNA, 1722 nt
Organism: Ricinus communis (castor bean)
Lineage: Eukaryota; Viridiplantae; Streptophyta; Magnoliopsida; Malpighiales; Euphorbiaceae
Product: polyadenylate-binding protein RBP45B
Exons: 6
Coding region: 103-1395 (430 amino acids)
Cellular component (GO): cytosol
Molecular function (GO): mRNA binding
Source: RefSeq, a predicted model, not a curated record
CACAACUUUUCCUUUCAGUAUUCCGAACCAAAAUUAGGGUUUCGUUUUGGUUUUGGUUUUUAAAAUUCUCUCUUCAUCUCUCUGAAAUAUUCUCCAUACACAAUGAUGCAGCAGCCAGGAGCCGGCGCACCACCACAGAUGGGCGGCCCACCCCUACAACAACCGCCAUCAAUGGCUCCAGCACCGCCGCAGCAAUACCAGCAGGCUCCACCAGCACCUUACAUGAUGAUGAUGCCUCCGUUACCUCAACCUCAGCCUCCUCCACCGGCGGGUAUGUGGGGCCACCACCAGGCUUCCAUGCCUCCCACGGCGGCUCCACAACAGCAACAACAGCAACCCAGUCAACCCACUAAUGCCGAUGAAGUCCGUACGCUUUGGAUCGGAGAUUUGCAGUAUUGGAUGGAUGAAAAUUAUAUAAAUAGCUGCUUCGCUCACACUGGCGAGGUUACUUCUGUAAAAGUGAUUCGUAAUAAGCAAACUGGUCAAGUAGAAGGGUAUGGAUUUAUUGAGUUUGGCAGCCAUGGGACUGCGGAGAGAAUAUUGCAGACUUAUAAUGGUACUCCUAUGCCCAAUGGUGAGCAGAAUUUUAGGCUGAAUUGGGCAUCUUUUAGUGGGGGUGAUAAGCGCGAUGAUACGCCAGAUUUUACCAUUUUUGUGGGAGACUUGGCUGCUGAUGUUACUGAUUAUAUACUGCAAGAUACAUUUAGGGUUCAUUAUCCAUCAGUUAAGGGGGCUAAGGUUGUUAUUGAUAGGCUUACUGGGCGGACAAAAGGUUAUGGGUUUGUUCGGUUUGGUGACGAAAGCGAACAGGUACGUGCUAUGACUGAUAUGAAUGGUGCUUUUUGUUCAACAAGGCCUAUGCGGAUUGGACUCGCUACUAACAAGAAUGCAGUUACGGGCCAGCAAUACCCUAAAGCUUCCUAUCAGAAUUCUCAAACUCAGGGUGAGAACGAGAACGACCCAAAUAAUACAACUAUAUUUGUUGGUAAUUUGGAUUCCAAUGUUACGGAUGACAAUCUGAGAGAGCUUUUUGGCCGUUAUGGACAAUUAUUGCAUGUGAAGAUACCUGCUGGCAAACGAUGUGGGUUUGUUCAGUUUGCUGACAGGAGCUGUGCAGAGGAAGCAUUGCGGUUGUUAAAUGGAACUUCAUUGAGUGGACAAAGUAUUCGGCUGUCAUGGGGACGCAGUCCUUCAAACAAACAGCCUCAACCAGAUGCCAAUCAGUGGAAUGCCGGAUAUUAUGGAUACGCACAAGGAUAUGAAAAUUAUGGCUAUGCUCCUGCUCCACAGGAUCCUAACAUGUACUACGGGAACUAUCCUGGGUAUGGGAAUUAUCAGCAGCAGCAGCAGCAGCAGCAGCAACAACAACAACAACAGCAAGUGGGAUAUAGCUGAGAAGUGUUGGUCUAAGCGUGCUUCAUUUUAUAUUAUUAGUUGGAUGGAUUGGUGCUAGUUCCAUCUGUGUGCCUUUCAGGCUGAAGCCAAUUCAGGCUGUGUGCUAAUAGCUUAUGCACUGUAGGAACUUCCAGUUUGCCAAAUUUUGGUUGAUUACUAUCUUAACUUGCUAUUAUUUUGUUUCUGUAUUAUGUAUUUGACUCGGUUUUGAAUGUGUUUUAGCUACUGCGACUGUAAUUGACAGCCUGGUUCACUGGCACAGUUUUAUUAGACCCUCACAAAUAGUCUUGGUAAAACUUUUUAAGUGCAUAGCACAUCUUGCAAAUA